GAGCUACAGGAGAAAGCAGAGCCAAUGUGAUUUAUUGAAUGCAAGUACUGGACAAUUACCAACAACUUGUUCCUCUGUUGCCCCGAACAACCUAAAGUGGAACUAUUGUGUGAAAAUGACACAACAAAUGCAGAAUUUGCAUCUUUCUCAGUCAAAAAAACACAAUGCCCCAUCAUCUCCCAAUGCUGCAAAACGCCUGUACAGGAAUCUAUCAGAGAAGCUGAAAGGAAGCCAUUCUUCGUUUGAUGAGGCCUAUUUUAGAACAAGAUCUGACCGGCUGAGUCUCAGAAAAACCUCCGUGAAUUUCCAGGGUAAUGAAGCCAUGUUUGAGGCUGUUGAACAACAGGACAUGGAUGCUGUACAGCUCCUCCUUUAUCAGUACACACCAGAAGAAUUAGACCUCAACACACCCAACAGCGAGGGGCUAACACCUCUGGAUAUUGCCAUCAUGACCAACAAUGUCCCAAUUGCUAAGAUUCUUCUGAAGACAGGGGCCCGAGAAAGUCCACACUUUGUCAGCCUGGAAAGUCGAGCAAUGCACCUCAACACACUGGUUCAGGAGGCCCAAGACAGAGUGAGUGAACUGUCUGCCCAAGUGGAAAAUGAAGGAUUCACUCUGGACAAUACAGAGAAAGAGAAACAACUAAAAGCUUGGGAGUGGAGGUACCGGCUCUACAGACGCAUGAAAACAGGCUUUGAACAUGCCAGAGCCCCUGAGGUGCCAACCAAUGCAUGCCUCAUGGUAACCAGCAGCACAUCACUCACUGUCAGCUUCCAGGAGCCUCUCAGCGUCAAUGCAGCUGUAGUGACCAGGUAUAAAGUGGGAUGGAGCAUGUCAAAAGACUUUUCUCCUUUGGCUGGAGAAAUCAUCAUGGAGAACAUGCAGACCCUGAGAUGCACAAUCACAGGACUUACAACGGGCCAACAAUAUUUUGUCCAAGUCUCAGCUUACAACAUGAAAGGAUGGGGACCUGCUCAGACUACGACCCCAGCAAGUGCCUCUCCUUCUAACUGGAAAGACUAUGACGACAGAGAGCCUAGACACAAGGGACAGAGUGAAGUUCUGGAGAGUCUGCUGCAACAGGUCCGAGCCCUUCAUCAGCAUUACAGCUGCCGGGAAAGUUCAAAGUUACAAACUACAGGCCGCAAGCAGUCAGUAUCCAGGAGCUUGAAACACCUAUUUCAUUCUUCAAACAAGUUUGUGAAGAAUUUAAAACGGGGGCUUUACAUAGCUGUUAUAUUUUAUUAUAAAGACAAUAUGUUAGUCACCAAUGAAGAUCAAAUACCGAUUGUUGAAAUAGAUGAUUCUUACACCAGCUCCAUUAUGCAAGAUUUUUUGUGGUUCACAAAGCUGUCUUGUAUGUGGGAAGACAUAAGAUGGCUGAGGCAGAGUGUGCCUAUCUCCAUGUCCUCAUCCACAGUGCUUCAAACUCGACAGAAGAUGCUUGCUGCAACAGCCCAGCUACAGAAUUUACUUGGAACACACAACUUGGGAAGUGUUUACUAUGAGCCCAUUAAAGACCGGCAUGGAAACAUGCUCAUUGUCACCAUCAGAGAGGUGGAGAUGCUUUACUCCUUUUUUAAUGGCAAGUGGAUGCAGAUCUCAAAACUGCAAAGCCAGAGGAAGUCUCUAUCAACACCAGAAGAACCAACAGCCUUAGACAUUUUGCUGAUUACUAUCCAGGACAUUCUCUCCUAUUACAAAAGGAGUCAUCAGCGUCUAUCUCCUGGAUUAUAUCUAGGUUACCUAAAGCUAUGUAGCUCUGUGGAUCAGAUCAAAGUCCUUGUGACCCAAAAGCUACCCAACAUUCUCUGCCAUGUGAAGGUCCGGGAAAACAAUAACAUUUCCAAAGAGGAGUGGGAAUGGAUCCAAAAGCUUUCUGGCUCUGAAUCUAUGGAAAGUGUGGAUCAUACUUCUGACUGCCCCAUGCAAUUGUUCUUCUAUGAGCUCCAGAUGGCAGUGAAGGCUCUCCUUAAGCAGAUCAAUAUACCUCUACACCAGGCAAGGAACUUCCGCCUCUACACACAGGAGGUGUUGGAAAUGGGUCACAAUGUGUCCUUUCUUCUCCUGCUCCCUGCCUCAGACGACGUCUGUACAGCCCCAGGACAGAAUAAUCCUUACACCCCACACUCAGGAUUUCUUAACCUCCCUCUUCAGAUGUUUGAACUUGUUCAUUUUUGCAGCUACAGAGAGAAAUUUCUUAGUCUGUAUUGCCGCCUUUCUGCUGUUGUGGAGCUGGAUUCUCUGAAUACCCAACAGUCCUUGAGGGAAGCGAUUUCAGACAGCGAGGUUGCAGCUGCCAAACAACGACAUCAGCAAGUUUUAGACUUCAUUCAGCAAAUAGAUGAAGUGUGGCGUGAAAUGAGAUGGAUAAUGGAUGCUCUACAAUAUGCAAGAUACAAACAAUCAAUUUCUGGCUUACCUAUCACUAAGCUGAUAAACCCCUUGGAUGAGCAUCAUCUAAAAAAGAUCAGCUCUACAUCAUCACAUAUAGACUGUCUUCCAUCACCAUCUCCAUCCCCAGAGAUGCACAGACGAAAAGUAGUGAGUGAGUCCCAGCCCGGCUCUGAUGAAGAAGGCUGCUCGGAAGUCUUCCUCCCCACCGACAGCGACUACGACUCCAGCGACGCCCUCAGCCCCCGAGACCUGGACUUGGUGUACCUGUCUUCGCACGACAUCGCCCAGCAGGCCCUCAGCGGCCUCAGCGGCAGCGCCCCCGACGUCCUUCAGAUUCAUGACAUGAAGCCUCCGGCGGGGCCGGGCCAGGACCCGCAGCAAGGCCGGGCCCAGGGCCCAGACCCAGACCACGCGUGCACCGAGGUCCUCCAUGGCCUGUCACUCACGGGCUUCGCCCCCAAGAACCACACCAAGAUGGCGCCGCCGGGCACACGGCCCGCGGCGCUAGGCUUUCUGGGAAAGCGGAAGCCCGGCAAGCACCAGCACUACGGCGGCUUCAGUCGCCACCACCGCUGGCUGCGCAUGCACAGCGAGAUGACGCAGUCGCUGUCGCUCUCGGAUGGCGUUUACACUCAACACCUCUCCCCAGCCAGUGGCGCAUCCCAGGAAUCCCGGGAGGCUAAGCCGCUUCCGGGACCCGCGGGGGGCGAUGGGCCCAGGGGCCUGCCUCUAGCCCACGCGGCCAGCCUCCCAGAGGAGCGGAAGAGCCGCCUCCAGGACCCGAGGCCUCCUCCUCCCACCCACCGCAUCUAUGCCGCCCAGGCCUUUGCAGGGGCCCGGCUGGGCCAAGACGCAAAGCCCUGGGCCAGCUUGAGCCCUGUUCCCGCAGGCCGCAGCCGCCUGCGGAGCCCCUCAGGCCCAGAGAUGAGCCCUGAAGGCCCAGUGUCCCCGGUGUCGGAAAUACUUAGCAGCAUGCUUUAG
This is a messenger RNA of Dipodomys spectabilis (banner-tailed kangaroo rat), 3379 nucleotides long. RefSeq names its product ankyrin repeat and fibronectin type III domain containing 1 (gene Ankfn1). Gene Ontology annotation, molecular function: protein binding. The transcript is spliced from 18 exons. Gene Ontology annotation, cellular component: spindle. Gene Ontology annotation, biological process: regulation of establishment of bipolar cell polarity; establishment of mitotic spindle orientation. Lineage: Eukaryota; Metazoa; Chordata; Mammalia; Rodentia; Heteromyidae. The record is from RefSeq and is a predicted model, not a curated record. Bases 116 to 3379 code for a protein of 1087 amino acids.